AUGCGAUUCAACAAGAUCUUCGUGGCUCUGGCCAUGGUACUACCUGUGGUGUUCUCUGCCAGCAUCCCAUCCUCGGAGCAGUUCUGCGAGCCAGGCACUCGAAAGUGCGACUACAACGACGUGGUGAUCUGCAAUCCCCAAGGCACUGAAUACUGGUCGGAUCAGUCAUGUAGCAAGACCGAAAUCUGUACUAUUGACACCAACAACCCUGAUGAUCAUGGUCAUUGUAUCGCGACCUGCGACAUCCCCGGCGAAGAGCGCUGCCUCGGCAAUGAGUGGCGUGUCGCAUGCAACAACGAGCACCGAUGGAAAGCCAUUGAAUCAUGCCCUACACCCGGAGUAUGUAACACACUCAUGAACAAGACUUCCUGCGCCACUGCAGACUUGCCACCGGCGCCUCUCCCUCCUGGCACUCCACCGCAACCUGAGCCUUGCAAAACAGUGACCGAGACGCGAUGCUCAAACUGGUCAAACGGUCUUUACCGCAUCGAGAUGUGCAACUAUGAUCAAUUCUGGCUUGCCUAUGGGACCUGCGGAUCGGAAGAGUUUUGCAUGCACUGGGUGCCUGGUCAAUACGUCAGCCAAGGCGAAACAAAAUGCGUCUACGACCCUGAAAUCCUGUCCACUGCUCCUCCUCCCAAAUCCCUUGACUCUCGGUCGUGGAUAUCGCAAGGAACUCCAGAUGCUCAUGAGUAUUGCGACACUGGCACAUCCCGCUGCUCUGGCAACAAGCGUCAGGAGUGUGUCGACAACGUCUGGAAAUCAACUAUGUGUCCCAAGACUUCCGAAUGCGUCAAGCAUGACGAUGUCGUGCAGUGCUGGAUGAAGCCACCGACUCCCCCGACCGUACCAGAGCCAUGCACGCCAGGCGAUCGAAAGUGCGACUCUGACGCAUACGCCCUCAUGCUUUGCGGAGACAACGAGAUGUGGCAUACCGAGAAGAAGUGCACCACUUACGGAGACUGCAUCACUGACGGCCCAGGGCAAGCGCACUGCGAGACUGGUGGUGUAGGUCCAGUGUGCGAAACGGUCAGAAGCUGCGAGUACAUGAUGUAUCUCUACCCUACUGCUACUAAGGAGAAGUUCCGUAAGAGCAUGUGCGCGGACGAGGCUUGCAUGGACUGCGAUCGCUGCACUUACAAACUCGGACAUGGCGAGGUGCUACAACCUGAUCUCCGAACCCUCAUCCAUGGCUCGCCGGUGCCUGACAAUUUUGACUAG
This is a messenger RNA of Alternaria infectoria, 1221 nucleotides long. RefSeq lists its product as uncharacterized. The transcript is spliced from 4 exons. Lineage: Eukaryota; Fungi; Ascomycota; Dothideomycetes; Pleosporales; Pleosporaceae. The record is from RefSeq and is a predicted model, not a curated record. Bases 1 to 1221 code for a protein of 406 amino acids.